Nerophis ophidion (straightnose pipefish) is the source of this 4220-nucleotide messenger RNA. RefSeq names its product endoplasmic reticulum metallopeptidase 1. Lineage: Eukaryota; Metazoa; Chordata; Actinopteri; Syngnathiformes; Syngnathidae. Gene Ontology annotation, biological process: proteolysis. The transcript is spliced from 15 exons. Gene Ontology annotation, molecular function: metalloexopeptidase activity. The coding region runs from base 96 to 2768 and encodes 890 amino acids. The record is from RefSeq and is a predicted model, not a curated record.
UCCUCUCCUUCCGUCGCCCGUUCAGGAAGAGGGGGCAAAGAAAGCGGCGACGCCUGGGAGCGACGCUCGCAAGCUGAUGUGCGGCUGCCUUGAAAAUGGAAAGCGACUCCACUGUCCGGAGAAUAAAACCCUCGUCGCUCGGGACACAUAACAGCUAUGCGGUGGCCGCGGGGCACCGGUACGCUGGGGACUACAACGGCUGGGGCGACGAGGAGCCGAAGAGGAAGCCCGACGUGAGCCUGUACCUGCUCCGAGAGGGUCUGGCAACCUCCCUGGUCUGCUUGUUUAUUUUGCUGCUGUGGGCUCUGGUUCACUUGUCGCUCCAGCAGCUCGUCAUCGGGAGGCCGGACGGAGACUUCAACGCGGACAGAGCGAGGUGGCACCUGGAGCGCAUCACCAGCGUCGGGCCUCGGCCGACGGGCAGCCACGAGAACGAGGUCCUGACGGUGAACUAUCUGCUGGAGCAAAUUGACAAGAUACGCCAGGAGACUGUGCAAGGCACGCACUGGAUCACCGUGGACGUGCAGAGGCCCACGGGUUCUUUCUCCAUCGACUUCCUGGGCGGCUUCACCAGCUACUAUGACCGCGUCACCAACGUCGCCGUGCGCCUGGAGCCGGAGGGCGGUGCGCAGCAUCUGAUGCUGGCCAAUUGUCACUUUGACACCGUGGCCAACAGUCCAGGGGCGAGUGACGACGCUGUGAGCUGCGCCGUCAUGCUGGAAGUCCUCUACUCCCUGGCCAACCAGUCCUCUCCUUUCCAGCACGGCGUCAUCUUCCUCUUUAAUGGCGCAGAAGAAAAUGUCCUGCAGGCAAGUCAUGGUUUCAUCACUCAGCACCCUUGGGCCAAAGAAGUGAGAGCCUUCAUUAACCUGGAGGCAGCAGGUGUCGGGGGAAAGGAGGUUGUUUUCCAGACAGGUCCAGAGAAUCCAUGGCUGGUCCAGGCGUACGUCCACGCCGCCAAACACCCCUUUGCCUCCGUGGUGGGCCAGGAGGUCUUUCAGAGCGGCAUUAUCCCCUCAGACACCGACUUCCGCAUCUAUAGGGACUUCGGUAACAUCCCAGGUAUUGACCUGGCUUUCAUCGAGAACGGCUUCAUCUACCACACCAAGUAUGACACCGCCGACAGAAUCCACACAGACUCCAUACAGAGAGCAGGUGACAACAUCCUGGCCGUCCUCAAGUACCUGCUCAAUUCCGAAAAGCUGGCCGGCUCCUCGGAGUAUCGCCACGGCAACAUGGUGUUCUUUGAUGUGCUGGGAGUGGCCAUCGUGGCUUACCCGGCACAUGUUGGGACCAUCAUCAACUACAUGGUCGCCAUGGCAACUUUCGUCUACCUGGCCAGGAAAGCCUCCUUGCCCAGCAACCGGGGCGGGCGCUACGUUCGAGAGCUGGCCUGCGCCACAGGCGUCGUGGUUCUUAGCUGGUUGGUCACCCUGCUGUCCGUUCUGAUUGUUGCUGUACUGGUGACACUGCUGGGCCGCUCCAUGUUCUGGUACAACCACUUCUAUGCCUCCGUGUGUCUCUACGGAGCCGCCGCCACAGGCAAGAUGGUGCUUGUGCACACGCUGGCCAAGAACCUCUACUACGGGGGUGUGCGUCUGCUGGAGCUGGGUGAACUGUACUUCGACGUGAACCUGCUGCUGUGGUGCUGCAUCCUGCUAUGGUUGACCCAGAAGGGCCUUUGUUCCGCCUACGUGCCCAUGCUCAUGGUGGCCUUCCCCCUGGCCACCAAACUGCUGCUCGCCAAGGAAUUUAAGAACAGAGGAGCGUCACUCAAGUACAGCGUGCUCUACCUGCUGGGUCUGGCCUUGCCCUAUCUGCACUUCAUGUUCCUCAUUUGGGUGGUCUUUGAGAUCUUCACGCCGAUCAUGGGACGCAGCGGCACCGAGAUACCGCCGGAGGUGGUCCUGGCCGCCAUGGUUACCAUUGGGACUAUAUUGAUCUCUUCCUUUUUCAUCCACUUCAUCUAUUUGGUGCGGAGCACGAAGCGGAUCUUGACGGGGCUGGCAUCCAUCUUCACGGUCACGUUCCUGUUAGUGUCCUGCAGUCUCCUCUUUCCUUAUUCGGGAAACCCCGACAGCCCACGACCAAAGCGGAUCUUUUUACAGCACACGACUCGGACCUUCCACGAUCUCGAGGGCCGGCUGGAGAGUCAGGACUCGGGCGUGUGGAUCAACAGCUUUGACUACACGGGCAUCCAGCACAUCACGCCGCACAUCCCUGAAAUCAACGACAGCGUCCGCACGCACUGCCGCGAAGACCACCCCUUCUGCGGCUACCCCUGGUUCCUGCCUGUCAAGUUCCUCAGCAAGAAGAACUGGUACCUCCCUGCUCCUCAAGUGUCUCCAAGCUCCCCGGUGGAGUUCAGCCUGGUGUCCAAGGAGAAGACCCCGUGGGGAACCAUCAAGAUGAUCUUUGAUGUCAAUGGUCCCAGUCACAUGUCGCUGUACUUGAUGCCUCAUAAAGGAGCGAGUCUCACCUCCUGGUCCUUCGGUGACGGCACACCUCAGUUCGACCUGAGCGGAGAAUAUUUUGUCUUCUAUUCACACGGCUCGAAUGCGCCCACUUGGACCUUCUGGUUUGAAAUACAGCCGCCCGGCGAUCCGUCCCCGUCGGGCCCCGAGGGGAUCAUCUCCGUGGCCAUCUCCACGCACUAUUUCUUCGGGGACGACCAGAGGACGCCCGAGCUGGAGAAAAUUCUGCGCAGGUUCCCCUCCUGGGCUUUCCCGUCAUCGUGGGUCAGCACUUACGACCUGUACAGAUACUGACGGGGGGGAGGGGGCCACCCUCCCCCGCAACAGAGAUGUGGUGGAACUGUAAUAAGGUUCUUGCUGCCUUUACACACACACACACACACACACACAAACACACACCGCCUGAGAGACCCCCACCAUCACUGUGUCUAACCAAGCUAAGAAAUCGGCUCACUUCCUGAUCGGUGCAAAGACAUGCGAAGGGUGUUGGGGGGUCGGCCUCUUUAUUUAUCGAAAUCUGUGGUGCCUUUUUUUUUUAAUCCUUCUCGUUCUCCCCCAAUCUUUUCUUUUUUAGCACCCCGUUGUUAUCCACUCUAACGCUAACAUGCUACCUCUCCUCUCCAUCAGCAAAAAGCCCCCUUCCCUUGCUAACACCACUCUCAGCACUGCAGUUAUUCGCACUUCAACUGGAAAACCUUUAUUUUUAUUUUUUGUGUCCAUCCGUUUAUCAUUAGUCAUCUUAGCAACAAAGCUAAUGGAGUCCAAUUCCGAAACUUGUGCCUGGAAGUUGGAAACAAAAUAUUGUCAAGCUGUGAAAUUCGCUUUUUUUGGGGGGGUUUGUCUUGAAACAUCCGACCUGAUAAAUGUUUAGUCGAGAGAAACCAGCAAUGCAACAUGAGACAUAUUUAUCUUCAUGCGUUGUCAUGGAAACAUCGCGUCCGGGAUAUAUCUUUAUAUACUGUAACAGGAAGUGAAGUUGCUAUUUGCCAGGGAUGGGCAUCAUUAUCAGAAUGAUUAUAAAAUGAUUAAAUAAUGUCAAAAAUAUUAAUUGACAAGUAGAUGUAAAUCUUGUCAUACAUUUUGAGUUUAAAAGCAAUGGAGGCAAAAUGUUGCACUACUUUGCUGCCACCAACAGAGGCGCUGUUGAUCCACAUUCAAGAAACAAUAAAGUAGUCUUUUCAAGGCACCAGCAUGGAAACAGGAGUUUAGAACAUUCCUAUCAAUUAAAAAAACUGUUAAAAAAAUUAUAAUGAAUGUAUUGUUAUAUUUUAUGUAAUAAUAAAAAUAAAUUAAUCAAAUUGGCUAUUAAUUGAUGGUAAAUCUUACCCAAACAAUAACAUUUUUUAUUUAUAAAAUGAUCAGUUCUCUAAAUAAUAAACAACAUAUACACCUUUCUAUUAAUAAAAUAAAUGUUUAAAAAAUAACAGUGAAUAUAUUUUAAUAUUUUAUAUAAUAAAAAAAUAAUUGAUGGUAAAUUUAACUGAAUUAAUAAUGAAUAUUUAGAAAAUUGCAAUUAAUUGUUAGAAAAUAUAUAUUGUAUUUUUUUUCCAACUUGUAAUAAUAACAAAAUAUAUUGGAAAUGGAGCUGAUUUCCACCUAUAAACAUAAUGCCCAUCCCUAGUAUUUAAUUGACAAAAGCGUCGUUAUUCUUGCCUGUGUGAAUACUGUAAGUGGGCCGCAAGCAAACACUGUACAACCACACUUUGUGCCACUUUAGUCGUCAUAAUAAAUCAUGAGAUUACCGAA